This is a messenger RNA of Parnassius mnemosyne (clouded apollo), 1746 nucleotides long. Lineage: Eukaryota; Metazoa; Arthropoda; Insecta; Lepidoptera; Papilionidae. The record is from the annotation of a GenBank genome assembly.
AUGACCAAGGGCCCUCGGAAAGUGAAGCUAGUCAUUGUAGUCAACAAUAAGAAAGAUCCCCCCACAUUCAAAACCCUAACGCCGACCUCACGUACCCAGCUGAAGCAACAGUUGAUGCGAGAGCAUGCCCAGGAGCAACUACGCAGAGAAUCAUUACAGGCACAACAGGGGCAGUCGAAGGAGAAUGCCGAAGACAAGAAGAAGUCGAGUCCGACGGACGUACCACGUAUUACCCCACACGUCGAGUUACCGCCGCAAGUGUUGCAGGUGCGAACAGUUCUGGAGAACCCCACCAGGUAUCACGUGAUCCAGAAGCAGAAGAGUCAAGUGCGCCAGUACCUCAGUGAAUCGUUUCAGCCUCAAGCACAGGUUGCAGCGAGCACUAGACCGGGCCCGGUGCAGUCAGCGCCGGAGCUGUGCGCCUCGCCGGAACGAACCUCCACUUCCAGUCUCCUCAGCCCUGGAUUAUGUUCCUCCACUGCACACACAUCCGAACCGGACGAGUUCCUGGAGGACAUCCUGUCGCUGGACGGCGGCGCGGCGCGCUCGUCGUCGGGGCCGCCGUCCGCCGCCAGCUCGCUGGCCGGCGACUGCGCGCUCACCGACGCCGACAUGCACGCGCUCGCCAAGGACCGCCAGAAGAAGGACAACCAUAAUAUGAUCGAGAGGCGUCGCCGCUUCAACAUAAACGACCGGAUCAAGGAGCUCGGAACACUGCUGCCGAAGACGAAUGAUCCGUUCUACGAGGUUAUCCGGGACGUGAGGCCGAACAAGGGCACUAUACUCAAGAGCAGCGUGGACUAUAUCAAGUGCCUGCGGGAUGAAGUCAACCGACUCAAGCAGAGUGAACAAAGGCGGAAGCAGAUCGAACUGCACAACAGGAAGCUGAUGCUCAGGAUACAGGAGCUGGAGCGGCUGGCGCGCGUGCACGGCCUGCCGCUGGACGCCGACAGCGAGCCGCCCGCCGCGCCGCGCCCCGCACCCCACCCCGCGCCCGCACCCGCGCCCGACCUCACCGCGCCCGCCGACCUCGCCAACCUCGCCUCAGACCUCGCCGACCCACCGGAGAUGGUGUUACCGAAGAGUGAACCAGCGCCCGCGAUGGAAGUGAGCGAAGCGCCAGACCUGCUGCGAGACAUGCCGCACACUGACUGUAUGCCACCGCUCGACGCACUUGACGGUCUCAAACUCGGCUCGUGUUCGCCGCUGGGGCGCGAGGGCCUGCCCGAAGGCCUGCCUGAGGGCCUGCCGGAGGGCCUGGGCGAAGGUCUGCCUGAAGGCCUGGGCGAAGGCCUGGCGCUGGGUUGCCUGACACCAGCUCUGUGCCUAGACUCCGCACCCGAUAUGUUCGACCACAAGGACGUCAAGAUGCGGUUAUCUCCAUCGCCGGGGCUGCUGGGCAGCGAGGACAGCGAUGCCGUUCUCAACCUGGCGGAAAUCGAGGACCUAAUGGACGACGACUCACACAAUCCUGUCACACAAGGGGAUCCGAUGCUAUGUUCGUCGCCCACAUCACUGGGGCUGUGCACGUCCGAACAGUUGUUGCAUGAUGACUCACAUUACACCUCUCACCAUCACGGGUCGACGCUACUAAGCGAGGGCCUGGGGCUGGGCGCGUCGCUGUCGCUGGGCGACAGCUGCCUGCCCGGCCUGCUGCUGGCCGCGCCGCACCACCACCACCACGCGCCACACUCGCCGCGCUCGCACUCCCGCCCAUCCUGCUUCGACAUGGACCUCGGAGCCUAA